UACGUCUAACGUGCCUGAUCGAAUCGGAGACGCAUAAAAAGUUUCUUGCUCUCUUUCUAAACUGUCUUCGACUUCCAUACCAAAAAUUUACAAGUGGUCUUCCGCGCUUUUUUAAGGCUUUUAUAUUUCUAUGAGAAUAGGAGCUUGAAGCCCUAAUACAUUGCAGGAAAUACGAAGCUCCAGUGUCAAAGAGCUCUUCAACUCGCUUCCGACAUGCGCGUAUUCUCCUUACAUCAACGAAAAAUUUACUCCGAAUGAUGCCGACCUGAAGGACUCAAAAUCCGAUAAACUCGAGAUGACCGAGGCCAAACAGAGUAUACUCAAAGCAAUAUGUCGAGACGACAAGGCUCAGCUCCUCACUCAAGCAAAGCGGCUCUUCCAGAGCAGUUCGGAGAUGUUACACCGGUGCGUCGUGUCAAAGCUCCUCCAUUUCUGCUGCGCAUCCGACUCGGUGGAGUGCGCCGUUGCGUUGGUCAACGGAGAGUUCGGAACGGUGCCGUUGGUGAAUGAGAUGGACGAGAAGGGGUGGUCGGCUCUGCACACAGCGGCCAAGUCACACGCGAAACGGUGCGUUGAAUUGCUGCUCAAGAAACGUGGUCGUACGGACAUGAAGACAAAGGACAGUAGCUCACUACUCGCUCUGGAGCUCUCUCUCUCUAGCAGCAGGAUGGAGUUGAUUUGGAAUCCGGAUGACUACUCCAUUGAGGACUUGGUCGUUAUUCUCACUGAAAAGGAUUUGACUACGGUAAAACUUCUUAGCGAGAAAACGAAGGAAAUAGCUGAGGUGGCGUACUCAAACGCCAUCGAAGGCCGUAUUAUUCCGUUAGCUGCUCUGCUCAUAGUAGCGCCGGAAAAGGUUAAAGAAUCAGUUCUAGAGUUGCGUGAUGCCGAGUCGGGCUCCAAAGAGAAGAUGACCAUAUACGAAGGCGUGAUAAGGGAGGCCUUGUCCUUGGGCCGAGAAAUGACGACGUUGAGAGUGGCCAAAGCAACCAGUACCCCGACCGAAGUCAAGAACCCCGACAGCAGGAAGCUCCUGCUGCGCGAGAUAGAGUUGCUCCAGCUCUUCGGAGCCGUAGCCUCGAGCGGUUUUACGGAGAAGAGGGUGAGGUCACCAUUGAUCAGUGCAUGCCAGGCAGGAGAUGUAGCCGUCAUCGAGCUGCUUUUGAAGACAAACAUAGAUGUAAACGACACCGAUGCUGAAGGAAACUCUGCUCUUCAUUGGUCCCUCAAGGCGCCUCCUCAGCAGAUAAAAAUUGUAUGGCUCCUUCUGCAACAUGGCGCCCAAGUAAGCCAAAAGAAUAAGUUGGGGUUGACUUCUCUUCAUUUGGCUGCCGCUAAUGGUAACUUACAGGCACUUCAGGUCUUUCUAUUGGAAGACCCAGAUGCUAUCAGCUAUAGAUCAGAAAUGAAAGAAACCCCACUGUUUUUUGCAGUAAAGAAUGAUCAUAUUGACUGUACUGAGCUUCUUUUAAGAUGGGGAGCAAAUAGCGAGGUCCUCAAUUUGCGUAGACAGAGACCCAUAGACUUGGCAAAUUCUCAAGAUAUGCUUUUCAUGCUGAAUCCAACCAGUUUUAGCCACAUUCAGAGUAAAUAUGGUAGUUUUCAAGUUGAUGAACUGAUUUCAGAGACGUAUGAUGCACUUCUACACUUGACAGACGAGGACUAUCCUACGGAAAAUAUGAUCUGCACGAGCACAAAGGUUGAGAUCUGCAAAUACUUUGGAUCUCCUCGUGGAUGUGUGAGAGGAGGAAAGUGUUUUUAUGCACAUGGUGAAAAGGAGCUUCGACAGGGGAGGCAUGGAACCCAUGAUCUGACUCAUUCUCCUACUGUCAAGGAACUAAGACGGAAAAUAUAUGUGGGAGGUCUCCCUCCAACUUUGGACUCUGACUCAUUGGGUAAAUUUUUUGGAGAACAAUUCGGUGCAGUGGAAGAUGCUACAGUUCUUGGAAUUCAAGCCGGAAAUGAAAUGAAAUCUCGAGGAUUCGGCUUUGUUACAUUUAAACAAGAGACAUCUGCGUCGGCAGCUGUUCAAACACACUAUGUCAUGAUCAUGGGCAAGCAAGUUGAGAUAAAAAGCGUAUUCCGAAAAUGCUUUGUAUUCCCCGAGUCCCAAAACCUGUCAGCGGAACAACACGAGCCUCCAGCAGAUAUACCGAAUACGAAGAUUACAGAAGAGGCUAAACUCGAACAAACGUCCUGGGUUGAUAGAUUACGCAAUGGCCAACAUAAGAUAUGCCCCAAUGAACUUCAAGAACAUAUUGUUAGUCCCACCUCUGUGGACCAAAGCAUGCCUGCGUGGCUCAGGAUUUUUAAGAAGUGGCUCCCGCGCCACUUACAAGAUCAAACAACACGUUUGAAGGAAGGAAAUUAUGCUCUCUCAUCUCUUAAAGGUGAUUUCAGGGCAACAUUUGGCUUGGAAUUGGAUCAUGCGUCUCUCGGCUACUCUAAACUUAGUGAAUUCAUGAAAUCUCUCCCUGGACUUUGUCGUGUGAAGGUUGUCCCCAUAGGCAAAUGCGGACCUACCACUCACUUGGUCCUCCUGCCUAACCUUCCUAUGCCUCAGCACCUAUUGCAACAUACACUCACAAUGCCCUGCACGCCCUCUCUUGCUACAACUAACGAGAGUGAUUAUUCUGAUUCUAAUAAUUCCAAUUGUCUUCAGAACCUUCUUAAUUCCGGGUCUUGUGAAAAUGAUAGCUUCACUGAUAGCAGCAUUGAGCCAGCAAAUUCAGCCCUCGAGUACCCUGAUGUGAUUUUGGCUCCAAAUGAUACAUUACCUGGUGUGCACCUGGGGUUUCUUCAAUUCUUGAAGCCAGACCCUCUCUUUCAUGGUCGAUCGUGGCAACGAAAUGAAAGAGACGUGGGUGCAGGAGACACUGACGAUGUAAGAGGAGGGCAACUAGAGGGAAUUAAAGGGAAGAAUCUGAGGCAUCAAAAGAGGCAUUUGGUUUUGGAGGUCCUUGCCAGAAAAAGGAACAGCACAUCGGUGUUCUUUCUCGGUGACUUCGAUUUCUACAAGGAUUAUAGGGCAAGCAUCAAGCAAGGGAAGUGCUUUGCAUGCAACCAGCAGGAGAUGUUAUGGGCCAACUUUCCGUGCCGACACUUGCUGUGGUGUAGUGACUGUAAAUGGCAGGCCAUCUGGGCAGCCGGCGAUUCUGAGCACAAAUGUGUUGUGUGUCAUGUCGAAGUCCAAAAAAUUGAUUUACUCCGAUGGCAUGAAUCUUGUCAGCCUGCUAGUGAUGAUGUCCUUAAAGCUCAUGAGUUCCCACCUUUGGAUCCUACUCGAAUACGAAGUACUCCAUCGACGAAGAAGAAAAGCAGAGAGUACUAAUUGGUAGUUGAUAGGCUUGUUGCGGCCAGAGUACUCUCAGCGCACCCAAGGAUAUUAAUUUGCAGUAAGCACAAAAAAACUCUUAAAACUUGUAUAUGGGGUAUCUUUUGUUUGAAAUUACCCCGCUUAGUAGAGGAAAAGGGACAGGGGAGAUCGGCAAAACAUAUACUUGCCAUUACUAUUGUACAAACUUGUUCUCCCUCACCAGGAUACAGUCACACCUUUUUUUGUGCUCGAUCUAAAAAUGUGACCUCAAGUUGAUGAAAAUAUCAUUGCCUCGUGCAAACUUAA
This is a messenger RNA of Carya illinoinensis, 3622 nucleotides long. RefSeq lists its product as uncharacterized. Bases 296 to 3331 code for a protein of 1011 amino acids. Gene Ontology annotation, molecular function: metal ion binding; RNA binding; protein binding. The record is from RefSeq and is a predicted model, not a curated record. Lineage: Eukaryota; Viridiplantae; Streptophyta; Magnoliopsida; Fagales; Juglandaceae. The transcript is spliced from 12 exons.